AUGGUCAACAAUUUAGAUCUCGUUAAGAAUCAAAAAUCAUAUGAAGAUCUCAUUACCUAUGAAACUAGUACAGGACGUUCUACAAUAGAUCACAUCUUUAUGAACUCUUCGUUAAUCUUAGACCUUAUCGAUCAUGUAGUAGAAAAAGUUGAUAAUGAUUUGUCAGAUCAUGCUGUUGUAUACGCAACUAUUUCAUUAACAUCUAUCAAUCCAUCUUUCAUUCAAUGUGCAGCAAUAAAAAAGUUAGUCUAUCGAUAUAGCGAAAUGUUUGAUGAUAACUGGUCUAUCUUUGGAACUUCAGUUGAUCAACGAU
Molecule: messenger RNA, 313 nt
Organism: Funneliformis caledonium
Lineage: Eukaryota; Fungi; Glomeromycota; Glomeromycetes; Glomerales; Glomeraceae
Source: the annotation of a GenBank genome assembly